AUAUGUUGGUAGGCUUUUUUUUUUUUUUUUUUUUUUUUUUUUUGUGAAGAGUACUAGUAAGCCAGUUGAAAUACUUCCAAAACUGAAUGAAUUGGCUAGAUUUGCUCCUGACCAAGAAAUUGACCUUUUUGAGGAAAUAAAAUUUGAACCUUCUGUCAUGUGUGAAAGACUGGACAAAAAGGCUUCAUUUCGAUUUAGCCAGAUUGAAGAUGGUGACAUUAUAUGCUUUCAAAAGAAAGCUUCUCCUGAAGUUGAAGAACAAGUCCGAUUUCCGGAUGUUCCUUCAUAUCUGGAAUAUGUAAAAAAUCGCCAGAUUGUCCACUUUCGAGCACUGGAGAAACCGAAGGAGGAUGAUUUCUGUCUGGAGUUAGCAAAAAGUGAUACAUAUGAUGAUGUAGUGGAGAGAGUGGCGCAACGGCUUGGUGUGGAUGAUCCCUCCAAAAUUAGGCUUACUUCACACAACUGCUACUCUCAGCAACCCAAGCCUAACCCCAUCAAAUAUCGGUCCGUGGAUCAUUUGGUAGACAUGCUAAUCCAUUACAAUCAGAUUUCUGAUAUUCUUUAUUACGAAGUUCUGGACAUUCCUCUGCCAGAAUUACAAUGUCUGAAGACGCUUAAAGUUGCUUUUCAUCAUUCUACGAAGGAUGAGGUUGAAAUUUUGAAUGUAAGAUUGCCUAAGCAGAGUACCGUGGGGGAUGUUCUUAAUGAAAUCAAAUCAAAGGUAGAGUUGUCCCAUCCAAAUGCAGAGCUUAGGUUACUGGAAGUCUUCUAUCACAAGAUUUAUAAGAUCUUUCCGCUCACUGAAAAGAUUGAGAAUAUAAAUGACCAGUAUUGGACAUUGCGGGCAGAGGAGAUACCAGAGGAGGAGAAAAAUCUUGGUCCCCAUGAUCGUCUAAUUCAUGUUUACCAUUUCACGAAAGAGACUCCACAAAAUCAAAUGCAAGUGCAGAAUUUUGGAGAACCUUUCUUUCUGGUCAUCCAUGAAGGUGAAACUUUAGCGGAGAUUAAAGUGCGCAUUCAAAAGAAAUUGCAGGUUCCAGAUGAGGAGUUUUCUAAGUGGAAAUUUGCAUUUUUAUCAUUGGGGCGCCCGGAAUACCUUCAGGAUUCGGACAUUGUAUCUAGCCGCUUUCAGAGGAGAGAUGUUUAUGGCGCUUGGGAGCAGUACCUUGGAUUGGAGCAUGCAGAUAAUACAUCUAAGAGGCCAUAUGUUAGUCAGGUAAAUUCUCUAGGUCUUAUGGCUUCUGCAUAACUCCAAGAUACUAGG
Molecule: messenger RNA, 1264 nt
Organism: Nicotiana attenuata
Lineage: Eukaryota; Viridiplantae; Streptophyta; Magnoliopsida; Solanales; Solanaceae
Product: ubiquitin carboxyl-terminal hydrolase 13-like
Exons: 13
Source: RefSeq, a predicted model, not a curated record